Molecule: messenger RNA, 582 nt
Organism: Lolium perenne
Lineage: Eukaryota; Viridiplantae; Streptophyta; Magnoliopsida; Poales; Poaceae
Source: RefSeq, a predicted model, not a curated record
AUGAAGCCCUCUAGGGGAUUUUGGGUGUCAGCAGAGCCGGUGCAAAAGCGUGGACCUGGACGUCCACGCAAAUAUCCCAAAGUGCUGGCCUCUGGACACCCACAGGAACAUCCCGUAGCUGAAGAAGUGCUGCUGCAUCCCGUAGCUGGAGAAGAGCUGCAGAAGCCCAAAGCUGAAGCAGUGCUGAAGAGGCCGCGUGGACGUCCGCCAAAGGUGCGCGACGCCGAAGCUAGUGUAGUACAGAUGUCAGCCAGCACUGCUAUGGUAGUUUCACCUCUGGGACAACACAAAGUAAAGGAGACCGAGGAACAUCCCGUAGCUGAAGAAGUGCUGCUGCAUCCCGUAGCUGGAGAAGAGCUGCAGAAGCGUCCACGUGGACGUCCGCCGAAGCCCAAAGCUGAAGCAGUGCUGAAGAGGCCGCGUGGACGUCCGCCAAAGGUGCGCGACGCCGAAGCUAGUGUAGUACAGAUGUCAGCCAGCACUGCUAUGGUAGUUUCACCUCUGGGACAACACAAAGUAAAGGAGACCGAGGUAAUUAUCAAUACUACGCAUCAGCUCAUCGUUUGUUGUUUUAAUAACUAG